Messenger RNA from Empidonax traillii (willow flycatcher), 1664 nucleotides. Its product is annotated as nuclear receptor coactivator 1-like. NCBI's taxonomy places the organism in Eukaryota, Metazoa, Chordata, Aves, Passeriformes, Tyrannidae. The transcript is spliced from 4 exons. Gene Ontology annotation, biological process: cellular response to hormone stimulus; positive regulation of transcription by RNA polymerase II. The annotation marks the transcript as partial. The record is from RefSeq and is a predicted model, not a curated record. Gene Ontology annotation, cellular component: nucleus. Gene Ontology annotation, molecular function: nuclear receptor binding.
AUUUCCAGUCGUGCCUGAUCUGCAUCGCCCGGCGCCUGCCCCGCCCCCCGGCCGUGACCCCUCCGGAAUCCUUCGUCACCAAACAGGACACCACCGGGAAGAUCAUCUCCAUCGACACGAGCUCCCUGCGCGCCGCGGGCCGGACGGGGUGGGAGGAUCUGGUCCGGAAAUGCAUUUACGCCUUUUUCCAGCCCCAGGGCCGGGAACCCUCCUACGCCAAGCAGCUCUUCCAGGAAGUGAUGACCCGCGGCGCCGCCUUCAGCCCCUCGUACCGGUUCACGCUGAGCGACGGCACCGUGCUGAGCGCCCACACCAAGUGCAAGCUCUGCUACCCCUCCAGCCCCGAGCUGCAGCCCUUCAUCAUGGGCAUCCACGUCAUCGACAGGGAUCACGGGAUGCUCCCCCCUCAGGACGCCCCUUCCUCGGCCCUGCCGCGCCUCAGCCCCGCCAUCAGCACCCCCCCCGCGGGCUCUCCGGGGCUGCCUCCCCCCAUCCCCAACUCCAACGGCACCGGCGCCUUCGGAUGCUCCCCGGGAGGCCAAAUGGGAGCGGCGGGCCCCUUGAACCAAGGACAGGGAGCCAACCCCGCCCUGGGCAGCCCCGCCAUCGGCCCCUCCCAGGCACCGCCACCGCAAUUCCUGUCCCCGCGCCACCGCCUCAGCCCCGGAGCCGUGCCCCGCGCCAGAGGGCCCCCCAACCCCCUUCCCAACCCCCUUCCCAACGCCAUUCCCAACGCCAACCCCAACCCCAGCCCGUUCUCCCCCGCCGGGCACUCCCCGGUGGGCGGUGGGGGGGGCGGUGGGAGCGGUGCCCGCCCCUUCCCCGCCGGUCCCGGUCCCGGUCCCGGUCCCGGCGCCGUCAGCUCGGCGCUGCCCGAGGGGCCCGUGGGUUAUUCCACGCCGCCACCACCGGCACCAGCAGCAGCGCUGAGGCAGCUGGGCGGCUCGCAGGGCUCCCCCGGCCGCCUGCCCGGCAAGGCCGAGCCCAGGGAGGGCAGGGAUGACGCCCCUGGGGACACCGAGGGCAAAGGGGCGGCGGAUCCGGGAGCGCCGCGCCUCGAUGGCGAUCCCAAGUGCCCACCGGGAUCGGGACCGGGAUCGGGAUCGGGAUCGGCGCCCCACAAGCUGGUGCAGCUGCUGGCCAGCACGGCCGAGCAGCAGCUGCGGCUGGCCGAUGCCGACACCAGCUGCAAGGACCCGCUGGUGCUGGGAACCGGGAAUGCUGGAACCGCCGCCGGCUCCAUCGUCACCGGGACGUGCCCGUCCUCCCACAGCUCCCUGACGGAGCGGCACAAGAUCCUGCACCGGCUGCUGCAGGAGGGCAGCCCCUCCGACAUCAGCGCGCUGGGCAGCGCCGAGCACGACAAGAAGGAGAGCUCGGGCGUUCCCGGUGCUGCUCCCGUUCCCGGCGGUGCUCCCGUUCCCGCCGGUGCUCCCGGUGGUGCUCCCGGUGGCGAUGCCGAGGCGCUGAAGAAGAAGGAGGCCAAGGACCACCAGCUGCUGAGGUACCUGCUGGACAAGGACGAGAAGGAGCUCGGCCUGGACGAGGGGAAGGUGAAGGUGGAGAAGGCGGAGCCGGCAGAGCCCUGCGGGGCCGCGCCCGCCGCCGGCCCCGGGACAUCGGCGGUGCUGGGAGAGGAGGGCAAGGUGGACACCCAGGGGCAG